Anoplopoma fimbria (sablefish) is the source of this 828-nucleotide messenger RNA. It is a transcript of the gene stxbp6l, whose product is annotated as syntaxin binding protein 6 (amisyn), like. Bases 1 to 828 code for a protein of 275 amino acids. NCBI's taxonomy places the organism in Eukaryota, Metazoa, Chordata, Actinopteri, Perciformes, Anoplopomatidae. The record is from RefSeq and is a predicted model, not a curated record. The transcript is spliced from 6 exons.
AUGAACAUUCAGUCUGCUAUCAACAAAGAGGUCUUCAUCCCUCGUGAUGAGCGGAUGUUGGUGGCAGUGGAGGUGCGUAGGAGGAAAAGGAAGAGAAUGUCUUUCCUGCCUACUGGAGCCAAAGAAGACUACGCCACAUUCAUCUGUGUUUCAGUGACCAACACAAGACCACAUCAGCUCCUCAUUAUAAAGGUGAAGCAGUUUGGUGGCUCCUCCUCUUUCAUCAGAAGGUCCCAGUGGACGGUGGAGCAGCUCCGACAGGUCAACGGCAUUAACCCCAACAAGGACAGCCCAGAGUUUGACCUGGUGUUUGACAAUGCUGUGGACCAGUGGGUAGCCAGCUCAUCAGCAGAGAAGUGCAUUUUUGUCCAAAUCCUGUACCACGCCUGCCAGACCUACUGGGAGGGGAAAGCAGGAAAUCUGGACAAGAUGGGCCACCAGAGGAGAGCAAGUCAGUCCACUGCAGCCAGAACCCUGCAGGCCAGACGGAAGAGCUACAUUCUUCCAAGACAGACAGAGUUCAUCAACUGCCAAUCCAAACUCACAGGAGACGCCUGCACCAUGAAUCUGUUCAUCUACCGCUGCAAAGCAUACUUGAAUCGUAUGAAGAAUACAAUGGUUACACACCAAAGUCGAUCACCCACUCAAGGUCAGCCAGGGCAGGUCACAUGGAGAACUAUGGGUAAUGCAGUCCGCAGGGUGAAUGUGGUUCUGGGGCGGCGUGGACAGAGACUAACUCGUGCUGAGGACAAGACCGUGGAACUGAUGCACAAAGCCCAGCAGUUUGCAGACACUGCUCACAAGCUGGCCCUGAAGAGUUCAAAGUAG